GCUUGAGGCCAUAUAGCGGGAGAAUUUCAUUAAGACCGUAAAAGUAUCAGAGCUGAACACACGUCUAACCUCAAAAACAUAUAACACGUGUGCUAUUAAUUACUGUGGCAUAAUUAUAUUGAAACAAAUCUUCGUACAAAAGUGGUUUUAAAAAGUAUUUUUAUCUUCAAUUGUUGGUAACAAUCCAAGAACAAUAAUGGCCACUGCUAUUUGUACGAUCAAUCCAAUUAAAAUAUCGUGGGUAAUUAAACGCAUUAAUCGACUGUUAGAUCCAAUAAAAGAUGUUAAUAAUCACGUAUCAACACGUUGUCCUGUCGGAUCACGUAGCAAAAAAAUAACAUGGGAAUUUGAAUUAAUGUUUAAUCAAUCAUCUAGUAGACUUUCUGACUGGAUUUCAUUUAGCCUAAGAAUAGUAGACGCCAACAAAACAGUGAGCGCUAAAUUUAAAAUAUCGAUUGUUAAUAAUAAUGGCGUUUCCGUAUUGAUGGAUAAUGUUGAUGGUGAAGUUCUUGAAUUAGAGAAUAAGGAUAUUUAUACGAUUGAUCGAUUCAUCAGAAAGGAAGAUUUGUUUGCUAAUUUUGAUGAAUACGCGCCCAAUGAUAUUCUUACUAUUGUUGUUGAAAUAAAUGUAUUACAAUCUGUGAUAAAUAACGUUUUCUUGCCAAAGCGAGAGAGAAUUGAAAGAAAAGAAGAUGGAGAAGCGCUGCCUGAUUAUUCAACUCUUAAUAACAAACCUUACAUCGUACAUAAAAUAGACUCGGAUGAUAAUGAAGUUUAAAAUUUUUCAUUAAUAAUUAAUUAUGAUAAUAAUAUCCAUCAUUUCAUCUCAUUAAUACUUUUUCAUUUCUGUACUUGUAACUUUUUUUUUUCUUUCUGUUGAUGUAAUUGAUCAUUCAUCCAUUUAUUUAUUAUUUAUUGUUAGCUAAUUAAUACGCUUUAAUUAAUAAUAAUUCAACUAUUUUAUUAUGCCUUUUUAAUGAUGUAAUUAUAAUUCUAUAAUGACGGUAUAAACUCAGUAUUAAAAAUAAAAAAA
Messenger RNA from Microplitis mediator, 1033 nucleotides. RefSeq lists its product as uncharacterized. The transcript is spliced from 2 exons. NCBI's taxonomy places the organism in Eukaryota, Metazoa, Arthropoda, Insecta, Hymenoptera, Braconidae. Gene Ontology annotation, molecular function: protein binding. The record is from RefSeq and is a predicted model, not a curated record. Bases 197 to 778 code for a protein of 193 amino acids.